AAGAUGGCACCACUCCUCCACCUCGUCCUGGCCGCCUCGCUCGUGGCGCUGGCGUCGAGCAAGGCUCUCCCGGUGCUCGUUCCGGUGACCAAGGACAACGCCACCUCCCUCUACACCAUCCCCUUCUCCUACGGCAACAAGCUCGUCAUCGACAUCGGCGGCCCGCUCGUCUGGUCCGCGUGCCAGAGCGGCCACCUGCCGGCGCCGUUCCCGUGCGACAGCGACGACUGCCGCCGCGCCAACGCGUACCCCAUCCCGGGCUGCAGCAAGCCCGGCUGCGGCAACGGCGCGCGCAAGGACAAGACGUGCACGGUGUACCCGUACAACCCCGUCACGGGCGCGUGCUCGAACGGGAGCCUGGUGCACACGCGCUUCGUCGCCAACGCCACCGACGGGAUCAACCCGGUGAGCCAGGUCUCCGUGAACGCCGUGUCGGCGUGCGCGACGAUUAAGCUGCUCGCGGCGCUGCCGCGGGGCGCCACGGGCGUGGCCGGACUCGCGGGCUCCGAGGCGCUGCCGGCGCAGGUGGCGUCGUCGCAGAAGGUCGCCAAGAAGUUCCUCCUCUGCCUCCCCCGCGGCGGCGUCUACGGCGACGGCGUGGCCAUCUUCGGCGACGGCCCGCUCCAGCUCACCGCGCAACCGGGGACCGACUACACGCAGUCGCUGGAGUACACGCCGCUGCUCACCAGGAAGGACAACCCCGCGUACUACGUCUCCGUCAAGUCCAUCCAGGUGGAGGACACCCCCGUGCGCUUCCCGCCGCACGCGCUCGACACCGGCGGCGUGGUGCUCUGCACGAGGGUGCCCUACACCUUGCUCCGCACCGACGUCUACCGCCCGUUCGUCGCCGCGUUCGGCAAGGCCAUGAAGGCGCAGAACGCCACCUCGGUGAAGGCCGUGGCGCCGUUCGGCCUGUGCUACGACGCCAUGAAGCUGGCCAACACGCGGCUCGGCUACCUGGUGCCGGGCGUCCAUCUGGCGCUCGACGGCGGGAAGAUAUGGAGGAUGACGGGCGUCCACUCGAUGGUGGACGUGAACCGGGAUACGGCGUGCCUAGCGUUCGUGGAGAUGAAGGGGGUCAAGGCCGGGGACAGCAAGGCGCCGGCGGUGAUCGUCGGAGGGUUCCAGAUGGAGAACUUCGUGCUGCAGUUCGACCUGGAGAAGAAGCAGCUCGGCUUCUUCAAGCUGCCCUUCUUCACCAACUGCGGCCAGUUCAACUUCACUCGGAGCGCCUAG
Lolium rigidum is the source of this 1236-nucleotide messenger RNA. Its product is annotated as chitinase CLP-like. The record is from RefSeq and is a predicted model, not a curated record. Gene Ontology annotation, biological process: proteolysis. The transcript has a single exon. NCBI's taxonomy places the organism in Eukaryota, Viridiplantae, Streptophyta, Magnoliopsida, Poales, Poaceae. Gene Ontology annotation, molecular function: aspartic-type endopeptidase activity. The coding region runs from base 4 to 1236 and encodes 410 amino acids.